Molecule: messenger RNA, 1834 nt
Organism: Scheffersomyces coipomensis
Lineage: Eukaryota; Fungi; Ascomycota; Pichiomycetes; Serinales; Debaryomycetaceae
Exons: 1
Coding region: 146-1708 (520 amino acids)
Cellular component (GO): endoplasmic reticulum
Molecular function (GO): protein binding
Source: RefSeq, a predicted model, not a curated record
ACACAUUUUUUUAUUUUUUUAGUCUGUUUUUGGAAUUUAAUUAUAAUUUCUAAAAUUGCUAUAAUUAUGAAUAAGUUCUUUUUUAGACCAUAAGUUAAUCAUUUUAUCAAGUUAAGUGUUAGUUUAGACAAAGGCUGGAAAGUAGAUGUCACUAUUGGUAGAGAGUAACUUUGGCACUUCGGUACAACAGGCAGUGCAGGCCACUGCUUCCCAGAAUAAACCCUUAUUUGUGUUGUUAUCUAAAGGCGAAUCUGAUAAUGAAUCGAUUGAAUUUGAAAAUAAAUUCAUUAAUGAAUCGAAUAUACACCAAUUAAAAUCACAUUUCAUCUUACUUAAAUUGAUUGAUGAUACAGUUGAGUUUGGAUAUUUCAAACAAAUCUUUUCUGAUUUGAUUCUUCCUAGCUUUUAUAUCGUUGAUAAGGGCAAAUUAUUAGAUGUGAUAACUUUUGAGGCGGAACUCGAUACUUUUGAUGAAAGAAUAAAUAAGAUCGUUAAUACCACCCCAAAUGAUACUAGUUUACCACCAUCAACCAAUUCCCCACCCGUGGUUGAUAAUCAACCAUCAUCUUCCUCGACUCCCGUCCCCCUUGAACAAGUUGAUAGUCAAGCCACCAAUACACGCGUUGAAACUGAAGAACAUCCCGUACUGACAACUCAAGAACAUAAACUCGAUCCUAAAAGAGAAGAGAGUUUAAGAGAACAUAAAAAGAAAGUGGCCUUGGCCAAAAAGAAACAAAAUGAAGAAAGAAGCCGUUUAAGAGCUCUUUUAAAAGCUGAUCAAAAAGAACGUGAAAUCAAAAAAGCGGCAGAACAGGCUUCAUAUAAAGAUCAAAGUUCAUCACCUACUACUAACGGUACACAAACUACUCAACAUACUCAUUCUGAUGAAUGUACUUUAUCAAUUAAAUUAUUUGAUGGUAAUUCUAUAAGGCAUGAUUUUAAACAUACUCAAACUUUAAAUGAUGUGAGAAAUUGGUUAGAUCAAGAAAUCGAAAUUAUACCUCCUUCAAACUCAAUGCCAUCAUUUGCCACUUCAUCAUAUCCUCAACCAACAAAUUAUGUCUUCCAUCGUCCUGUAUUACCAAGAAUUACUUAUACUGAUGAACAAGAAUUUAUAUCAUUAUUAGAUUUAGAACUUUGUCCAAGAUCGGCCCUUAUUUUAAAGCCUGUUUAUGAUGAUAAGUAUUCAAAGGCUUAUCCUGAUUCUAAGACUUCCAAUAGUGUAAUAAGUAGAAUAGGUGGAACCAUAGGUAGAGUUGGACAUGCUUUAUAUUCAUUUUUCGAUUAUGGUGUUGAUAAUCAACAUGAACUUUCUCAUGAAAAUAGUUUUGAAAAUCCAGAUGGUUCUUCAAGAAGUAGAAGUAAUACUUCUGGGUAUUCCAAUGAUAUUAAUAGUGGUUCCAGGCCUAAUAUUGUUUCAAUUGAUGAUAAUAGAGCUUCAUCUGCUUCAUUAAUAAAUUUUCAUGAUCCCCCACCAGCUCACUCUCCUAUGCUUGAAUCACCUACAGUUGGUACUAUUGAAUCUACCAAUCCUUCAAAUUACCCUAGUAGAGCAUCAUCGCCUGUUCAGUUGGGAAGUUUACAUACCAUUAGUAGAGUACAAACCAUCCAUGAUGAACAACAUACAACAUCUGAUUCAAGAGAUAAGAAAGAUGAUACUUACAAUGGUAAUUCCAUCAAUCUUACUUCUAAUGAUGAUGAUAAAUAGAUGACCUUACCUCCCCUCUCCAAUACUAUAUAUCUAGGAUAUGUAAUGUAUAUAUACAUAUAUAAAGUGUUUUUAAAUUGUUUUUACAUAAAAAUUGCGCUUAUGGUUAAAUAAAAAAAAUUGACA